Blastomyces dermatitidis ER-3 is the source of this 246-nucleotide messenger RNA. RefSeq lists its product as uncharacterized. The record is from RefSeq and is a predicted model, not a curated record. The transcript has a single exon. NCBI's taxonomy places the organism in Eukaryota, Fungi, Ascomycota, Eurotiomycetes, Onygenales, Ajellomycetaceae. The coding region runs from base 1 to 246 and encodes 81 amino acids.
AUGCUCACUUACGGAGACUUGCACCGCGGCAACAUCAUAAUUUCCCGCACAGAUCCGCCGCGUGUCAUGGGCGGUACUCAACUCAACAGUGGAUGGUAUCCCGACUAUUGGGAGUAUUGCAAGGCUCUAUACCCGUCUCAUUAUAAUGGGGAUUGGCGCAAUACCUGGAUACCAAGAAUCGUGGAACAGUAUCCAGAAGAAUUUACUGCGUUCUCGGAAUAUGUCAUGCAGAUAGGAGCUAUAUGA